AUGGGGAACAUGGACGGGAAAGCGGUGGAGGAGCUGAGCGCUACCGAAUGCCACCAGUGGUACAAGAAGUUCAUGACGGAGUGUCCCUCUGGCCAGCUCACCCUCUACGAGUUCAAGCAGUUUUUUGGCUUGAAAAACCUGAGUCCAGCAGCGAACAAAUACGUUGAGCAAAUGUUUGAGACGUUUGACUUCAACAAGGACGGCUACAUCGAUUUCAUGGAGUACGUGGCUGCUCUGAGCCUGGUGCUGAAAGGGAAGGUGGAUCAGAAGCUGAGGUGGUACUUCAAGCUCUACGACGUGGAUGGGAACGGCUGCAUCGACAGGGGAGAACUACUCAAUAUCAUCAAAGCUAUUCGCGCUAUCAACCAGUGCAAUGAGACGAUGACAGCCGAGGAGUUCACCAACAUGGUGUUUGAUAAAAUUGAUAUCAACGGAGAUGGUGAGCUCUCGCUGGAGGAGUUCAUGGAGGGCGUGCAGAAGGACGAGGUGCUGCUCGACAUCCUCACCCGCAGCCUGGACCUGACGCACAUUGUCCAGCUGAUCCAGAACGACGGGAAGAUCCCGCAGAGCCUGGAGGAGGCAGAGGAGGCUGCCCAGUAG
Molecule: messenger RNA, 600 nt
Organism: Struthio camelus australis
Lineage: Eukaryota; Metazoa; Chordata; Aves; Struthioniformes; Struthionidae
Gene: GUCA1A
Product: guanylate cyclase activator 1A
Biological process (GO): visual perception; positive regulation of guanylate cyclase activity
Cellular component (GO): photoreceptor inner segment; cone photoreceptor outer segment
Molecular function (GO): calcium sensitive guanylate cyclase activator activity; calcium ion binding
Source: RefSeq, a predicted model, not a curated record